AUGACGAGGCUCUACCUCCGAACACUAGUGGUGACAUUCUUUCUGGCCACGGGAAUGACUGAUCAUGAAUUGCAGUGUUCCUCAGAACCUUCUUGCAAGUGUUUAAUGGACAACUAUCGACUGUACGCAGACUGCUCUCGCCUAAAUCUAACCAAAUCACCAGUGUUUUCACGAGACGUCAAAAUCAUCAACCUCAGUCACAAUAAUCUAAUGUGUUUGCCGUUAAGAGAACGCAUUCCAAAUGGACUGGUCCAUUUAGAUCUUUCAUAUAAUAGUAUACAUACUCUUUCAGGGAAAUGUUUUCAGGGACUGAGAAACCUAACUACACUUUUAUUACAAUAUAAUAAAUUACGAAUACAGAACCAAAGUCAUACUGAAGGAAUAUUCAAAGAUUUAAUGAACAUUCAAAUCAUCGAUUUAUCAUACAACUCAAAUUUGACAUUUAAAGUUCUUAGAAGUCUUUCUUUUGAUCUGCAAAAUACGUCAAUUAGAACACUUCGUCUUAACAAAAUUCACUGUGCAUUCGGAAUGGGGACCAAAAUUCUUGUAGAAGACUUUAAGUUUCUUCAAUACACAGAAUUGAAGGAAUUGCAUUUAGACAGUAACAGGAUAGAAAUGAUUGAGCACACCGCAAUCCGCUAUUUACCAAAGACCAUCAAGUUUGUUUCUGUAUCCGACAACAAAUUUACCUUUGGAAAAUACGUUAAGGAUGUUUUCUAUUUGGAAAAUAUGCAGAGAAUCAACAUUAGUGCUGAGCAUUCAAGUCAUCCUGUUCAUGAAAUGGAUACCUGUAACGAGAGUUCGAAUGACCCAGUGCCAUAUUGUGCCUCCACAAACAACCCAAAUUUGGAAAUAACCCUAGGUAGUCUUUAUGUAAAUUCAAAAGAUCAUAGCAUGAUUACCAAAUUCAAAGGUAGAAGAAGUAGCCAAAUUUUAAAUUCAUCAUCAAGUCAUGUCAUGUCACGUAAAAUUGAAGACCAAAGUAAAUAUUACGAGGACCCUUUUAUUUUACAUAUCGUGGAUUGA
This is a messenger RNA of Saccostrea cuccullata (small rock oyster), 1026 nucleotides long. RefSeq names its product toll-like receptor 4. The coding region runs from base 1 to 1026 and encodes 341 amino acids. Gene Ontology annotation, molecular function: protein binding. Lineage: Eukaryota; Metazoa; Mollusca; Bivalvia; Ostreida; Ostreidae. The record is from RefSeq and is a predicted model, not a curated record. The transcript has a single exon. Gene Ontology annotation, cellular component: extracellular matrix.